Messenger RNA from Cinclus cinclus, 4284 nucleotides. RefSeq names its product N-alpha-acetyltransferase 25, NatB auxiliary subunit (gene NAA25). The record is from RefSeq and is a predicted model, not a curated record. Lineage: Eukaryota; Metazoa; Chordata; Aves; Passeriformes; Cinclidae. Gene Ontology annotation, cellular component: cytoplasm; NatB complex. Gene Ontology annotation, molecular function: protein binding; protein-N-terminal amino-acid acetyltransferase activity. The coding region runs from base 1 to 2919 and encodes 972 amino acids. The transcript is spliced from 24 exons. Gene Ontology annotation, biological process: N-terminal peptidyl-methionine acetylation.
AUGGCGGCGCGGGGCCAUGUGCAGGACCCCAACGACCGCCGCCUGCGGCCCAUCUACGAUUAUCUCGAUAAUGGCAAUAAUAAAAUGGCAAUCCAGCAAGCAGAUAAACUGCUCAAAAAGCACAAGGACCUUCACUGUGCUAAGGUGCUGAAGGCCAUUGGCUUGCAGAGGACUGGCAAGCAGGAUGAAGCCUAUGCCCUGGCACAAGAAGUAGCAGCACUUGAACCCACAGAUGAUAAUUCCUUGCAAGCACUGACCAUUCUCUACCGGGAAAUGCACAGACCUGAGCUGGUGACUAAACUUUAUGAGGCAGCUGUGAAGAAGGUCCCCAACAGUGAAGAGUAUCACUCCCACCUCUUCAUGGCCUAUGCCAGGGUUGGAGAAUACAAGAAGAUGCAACAGGCUGGAAUGGCACUUUAUAAGAUUGUUCCUAAAAAUCCAUAUUAUUUUUGGUCCGUGAUGAGCCUGAUCAUGCAGUCUAUCUCAGCACAGGAUGAAAACCUCUCCAAGACCAUGUUUUUGCCACUUGCUGAGAGAAUGGUGGAAAAAAUGGUGAAAGAGGACAAGAUUGAAGCUGAGGCUGAAGUGGAACUAUAUUACAUGAUCCUGGAACGUUUGGAGAAGUACAAGGAAGCCUUGGAUGUUGUGAGGGGGAAACUUGGAGAGAAGCUGACGAGUGAGCUGCAGAGCCGGGAGAACAAGUGCAUGGCCAUGUACAAGAAGCUGCACAGGUGGCCCGAGUGCAACGCGCUGGCCAGGAGGCUGCUGCUCAAAAACUCAGAUGAUUGGCAGUUUUAUAUAACUUACUUUGAUUCAGUAUUUCAACUCAUUGAUGAAUCCUGGAUGCCUCCAGCAGAGGAAGAGCACUCUCUGGAAGGGGAGGUGCACUGCUCCAUCGAGCAGGCUGUGAACUUCAUCGAGGAGAGGAUAGCAGAGGAGUCCAAGAGCUCCCGGCCACUCCGGGGACCGUAUUUGGCCAAGCUGGAGCUGAUCAGGCGCCUGCGACACAGGGGCUGCAAUGAUGAGUACAAACUGGGUGAUCCAGAAGAACUAAUGUUCCAGUACUUCAAAAAAUUUGGGGAUAAGCCCUGCUGUUUUACUGAUCUCAAGGUGUUUGUGGAUCUCCUUCCACCCAGCCAGUACACAAAGUUCAUCCGGCAGCUGCUGGACGUGAUCCCGCUGGCGGCGGCGGCGGCCGAGAACGAGGUGGCUUUGCCAGGUGACAUCAAGGCCCUGCAGCAGCACUUGUGUGUGGUGCAGCUCUCCAGGCUGCUGGGGAUCUACCACGCCAUGGAGAAGAAGCAGAAGCUGGCGGUGGUGCAGGAGCUGAUGCUGAGAUACCAUCACGGGUUGGAGUUUGGAAAAUCUUGUUUGAAAACUGAAUUGCAGUUUUCAGAUUAUUACUGCCUGCUUGCAGUUCACCUGCUGCUUGAUCUGUGGCUGGAAGGUGAAGAGGCAGCCGUGUGGCAGUGCCUGACUCUCUUGGAGGAGGGGUUGUCUCACAGUCCCUCCAAUGCUCAGUUUAAGCUGCUGCUCAUCCGGAUCUACUGCCGGCUCGGCGCCUUCGAGCCAGUGUCGGAGCUCUACUCCAGCCUCGAUGCCAAGCACAUCCAGCACGACACCAUCGGUUAUCUCCUGACACGCUACGCCGGCUCCCUGGGCCACUACGCUGCUGCUUCCCAAUCCUGCAACUUUGCACUCAGGUUUUUCCACUCCAACCAGAAAGAUACCUCAGAAUACAUCAUCCAAGCCUACAAGUACGGGGCGUUCGAGAAGAUCCCGGAGUUCAUCGCGUUCAGGAACAGGCUGAACUCUUCCCUUCACUUCGCGCAGGUUCGCACCGAGCGGAUGUUGUUGGACCUCUUACUUGAAGCAAAUAUAUCAACCAGUUUAGAAGAAAGUAUAAAAUCCAUGAGUCUGAACCCAGAGGAAGAUGACAUUCCAUGGAAAGACCUGCGUGACAACAGAGACCUGACAGUCUUGUUUAGCUGGGAUCCAAAAGACAGGGACAUUUCUGAGGAACAUCGGAAGCUCUCCCUGGAGGAGGAGACCCUGUGGUUGCGAAUCCGGUCUUUAACGUUGAGGCUGGUGAGCGGACUCCCAACUCUUGGUCACACCAUCCAACCAAAGAACUCUGAAAAGACUGCAGAGAACGGUGUCUCAUCCAAGAUUGACACCAUCAGAGCCCUGCUGCAGCAGCUGGAAGCGGCAGUGGAUUCAGGGAAGAAGUUUCUAGAACAAAAAAUCCAGUAUCCUGUCCUUGGCCCUCCUCCUACCCGAAUGGCUGGCUUCUUCAGCAAUGGCAGCUGUCAGUGCCAGACUAGCUUGUUUUAUCUUGUUAGUGAUAUUUAUGAACUAGAUACCAAUGGCUUAGAAGAUUCAGCAGAAAUCCAGGAAAGAAUAGGGAAUAGUUUCAAGUCUUUAGUAGAACGACUGACAGAUUUGUUCAAUAAAUGUAAAGGUGAUUUGAUUGAAGUCAGAGAUGGCACCUUGAAAACUCAUCCAAACCUGUUAGAAAACUUAGUCUUCUUUGUUGAGACGAUCUCCAUUGCCCUGUGGGUAUCGAGUUACUGUGACAGCGUCCUCCGACCUUUUAAAUCCAACCUGCAAAAAAAGAAGAAGAAAAAAAAAGAAAGCAGUGUAGCAAUGCCACCUGUAUUUACCCAUUUCCUGGAUUAUGUAACUGAACUCCAGACAUUAACUUCCAAUGUAAUAGAUCAUAUCAAAGGGCUUGAAAUCAUUCUUACUGCACUAAAACUUGAAGAGCUGUCCCUCAAGGACACUCUGCUUUUACAGGAAGAAAAAAAGUUUACAAAGACUGUGCAAGGGAAGGUUCAGAGCAGUUACCAUCACUCAGUUCAGGAAAUUGGAGAGCUGCUGAAAAAGAGACUCGAUACCAUUAAAAAACUAAAGAUUUGAGCAAUGCAUCCCUGACAGGCUCCACAGGGGAGUGACACCAGAGUCCCAGACAGAAGCAACAUCCACUCUGCCAUCACUUUAAUCCAGAACUUCCUCAUAAUGCAUGAAGGACUUAAAAUCAUGAAACAAUUUUUUUAGGUAUUACAGAUGUAUUGAGCUGAUUUAAAUUAUUGUACAUAAAAGAAGCAGGGACCCUUCCUGGGGUUUGACCACUUUUUUAUACAUGUUCAUAAGCAUAUUGCAACAGGAGAAAAUUCACUUUCUUCCCUUUAGAUCUCUAGAACCAACUGGAGAUGGUCUUUAGAAGCAGCAAUAGCAAUCCAGUGUAAAGCAUCUAUCUCCAAGGAUAUUUUCAUCACCAUACAGUGUUCAUAAUUUUUGUAUGGUCCUUGCCUUAGAAAUGCAGGAACUGUAGAUGUCCACGUUCAGCCACCUCUGAUGAACUGAGCCUGGCUUGGAGCUGCCUGUUUUGUCUGCAAACCACCUGGUCCUGCUGACAGAAUUUCCUGUGUUGGUCCAUCAGGUAGAGGUGAGGCCUCUGUGGUGGGCUGGGAAUCAUCCCGAGCUGGGACAGGAUCCUCCAGGAGAGAGCUGGAGGGAGGAGGUGUCUGUGCACAACUUGGGAAAACUGCAAAUGUGAUGAGGAGCAAACUUCAGAGAGAGAGAUGGGAAUGGGUGUUUCAGCAAAAAAAAAAAAAAAAAAAAAAAAAAAAGACGAGAGACCUUGUAAAUAAUGGCUGCAGUGAAGUGUGACACUGCGCUGGUAUCAUGUCAGUUUAAUGUCAAACAGCAACGUCAUGACUUAAAAAAAGCGUACUUAGAUUACUGAAACUUUAAGACUUCAAUAUUUUAAUAGAAAUGGAAUCCUAUUGGCUUUGGUUUUAAGUUGGCAGAGGUAACUUUUGCUUCUGCUGCAAUCUGAGGCUGAGAUCCUUUUUGUACCUGUGUGCUUGCUUUUUGCAGUUGAACUUUGAUUAUCCAAGCACUGCCUCAUGAAGCUUUCUGUUAGAAAGCUUGACCAUUUCAUCUGCUCCCACAGAAUCUGCAUUUUUGCUGGGUUUUUUUUCAUGUUCAAAGAGCAAUGCAGCCUAAAAUUGAUAGGCAAAAAAAAAAAAGUUCAUGUACCUGCAAUACAAGGGACAGGUCAGACCCAACAGAUUCCUCAUCCCCUGGUUUAGAGCUGCAGUAUCCAAGUCUAGAUUUAAAGUUUAAAGAGAGCUUGACUGCCUUUGUCAUCUCCUCUGUUUUGUUAGUAAUGCUAGAAUGUUGAUGAGAGUAUUUUUUUAAUAAAUCCCCUCUAUUAAAAAAAAAAAAUGUCCCAUAGCUGCUCUUGCUGGAUUUAGUUUGGUUUUGCCCCAUCCUGAA